Mya arenaria is the source of this 918-nucleotide messenger RNA. RefSeq names its product beta-2 adrenergic receptor-like. Gene Ontology annotation, molecular function: G protein-coupled receptor activity. Gene Ontology annotation, biological process: G protein-coupled receptor signaling pathway. Gene Ontology annotation, cellular component: membrane. The transcript has a single exon. The coding region runs from base 1 to 918 and encodes 305 amino acids. The record is from RefSeq and is a predicted model, not a curated record. NCBI's taxonomy places the organism in Eukaryota, Metazoa, Mollusca, Bivalvia, Myida, Myidae.
AUGGAUGGACUGGACUCUUUCGAGAAGCUGAUUAUGUGUAUCGCUAUCGCCAUCGUAAUCCCGACAUUCCUGGGCAACGUGCUGAUCCUUGUGUGUAUCCGGCGGUUCCAUUGGCUACAGACGCCUCUUAAUGCGUUAGUAGGAAGUCUGGCAGUCAGCGACCUUUUGUUCGCUCUGGCGAUCGUUCCCGGUUACAUCGUGGGCGCGUUCCUUGAGGCGAACACGCGUCCGAGCUUUUGUCUUCUCUACAUUGGUGUGCUGGUCACCCUGUUGCUCGCGUCCCUCCUCCAAAAACUUGCGAUCUCAGUUGAGCGGUACUACUCAGUGGGAUUCCCCUGGAAGCACCGGACAUCCAAGAGGAGCGUCUAUGUGAAGGUUUUCAUUCCGCUCAGCUGGUCCGGCUCCUUCCUCUUCAGCCUUAUCCCCUGGAUGGGAUGGAAUGCCCUCGACACUGAUGACCAGUGUGAACUCUUCACCGCGUGGCCCCGAGCACUAAAGGUGACACUGAAUGUAUUGAUAGUUGUUAUAAUAAUAGUUAAAACAACACUGUUUUCGUUAGUCGUAAGGAUAGCACUAAAGAGACUUCCUACAUUCAGCAGUGGCGGGAUUGAAGCGAUUCGGAUUCGUAGACAAAUAGCCAAGAUGUACGUUCUGAUUGCUGUGUCAGCUAUUUUCAUCCUUUGCUGGGCACCUUUCUGUUUCAUAACAUUCUUCAGACUGAUUGUUGAUUCUGAACGCUUAAAGGUUGCCGAAAGCGUAGCAUUACUGCUUGGUGUAUUGAACUGUGCAUUCAACUGGCUGAUAUACGGGUUGAAAAACAGCAAGUUCCGGAAAGCGUUCUCUCUGGUCCUGUGCCAAUGGAGGAGCGGCGAUCGCCCCGCAUCUGCCAGACCUAGCUCUCGGGAAAUCUCCUCGUAA